Messenger RNA from Monopterus albus (swamp eel), 1425 nucleotides. RefSeq names its product mitochondrial ribosomal protein L47 (gene mrpl47). The transcript is spliced from 8 exons. The record is from RefSeq and is a predicted model, not a curated record. The coding region runs from base 7 to 873 and encodes 288 amino acids. Gene Ontology annotation, biological process: mitochondrial translation. Gene Ontology annotation, molecular function: structural constituent of ribosome. Gene Ontology annotation, cellular component: mitochondrial large ribosomal subunit; mitochondrial ribosome. NCBI's taxonomy places the organism in Eukaryota, Metazoa, Chordata, Actinopteri, Synbranchiformes, Synbranchidae.
ACACUCAUGCCCACCAUCUCUACUGUGGGAACACAGCGCAACAACAAGGACUGUGAUUCGUUUACGAGGAGAAGAAGAAGAAGAAGAAGAAAGAUGGCGGCGUCCUCAAUGGCAGGACGCGUUUUGACUCUUUGCAAGCAGUUUCAAAAUGUGUUCAGAAUAUCUUCGGGGAUAAAUGCUAAAAAUGCUGCUGUUAAUUUGGCCAAACACUAUUCUCAUCUAUACAGGGAAACAUUUCCCUUCAUUCUCCCAUCUUGGUGCAGCCCCAUCAGCUCUGUGAGUCAGUACCGAACUCUGCACACAACCAUCAGCAGGAGAGGACUGGACGAGUUCUUUGAUUUCCCUGAGAACUGGGGAGAGGAAACUGUGAAGUCUGGUGCACCGUGGAGUGCCAAACAUCUGAGAACAAAGAGCAAUGAGGAUUUACAUAAACUCUGGUAUGUACUCCUGAAAGAAAAGAACAUGCUGCUCACACUUGAACAGGAAUCAAAAAGGCAAAGGGUUCCGAUGCCAAGUCCAGAAAGAUUAAGGAAGGUUGAACGAUCGCUGAUCAGGCUAGAGACCGUGGCAAAGGAGAGAGAGACAACACUGCGCCUGCUGCAGACAGGACAGGAGAAAGGAAGACCAGGAGCCUGGAGGAGGAAUGUACUGGGAUACAUCUACUGGUAUCGGUUCAAAGAGUAUGCUAUUCCUUGGUACAUGAAUACAAGGUACAUGCGAAAGAGGUUCUACACGCCCAAGUUUGUCGAGCCACAUAUAAGGUUGCGUAUAGAGAAAUAUCUUCGGGACAAGUACAGGAAAACAAACCUGAAGAAGAGAACUCUCGCCAAACUAAAGGAGAGGUUUCCUCACAUGAAGGUUCCCUCAUCAUGAAAUUUGAGGCUCCUGUUUUGCUAAUAAGGAGACUAACAGUUGUGAGCCUGGUAUCUGCCCAUUCACAAACUUCUCUCCAUAUUUAAUCUGCCCAGAUGAUUAUGGAUAAACUCAGCAAUUCGGACUCGGCGCCAUUCAAAUACCUGAAGAUGGUCUGAAACUCUUCACUGUUCAGUUAUGCUACAUCACCCUGAAUUAUUUUUCUCAUUGUUUUCAUACUUAUUAAAACUCUGAUACGGAACAUUUUUCUCCUCAGUGUUUUGAGUCUAAGGUUAAUAAUUAAAACUACAGUAUGCAACUUAACAUAGCACCAGCAUGAAAAUCCAAAAUCAAUCCACUCUCCUCUGCCCAGCACUCCCUCUCUCUGCUCAGCUCUUCAGAUACGUCAUUAUGAAAUUACAGGAAAUGAGAACAGAACAAAACUUGCUGAUCAAACAAAUUACUGGUAGUCUGAUGGGUUUUGAGCAGGAUCGUCCUCUCUAACCAAUCACAAGGUAAUGUCGCUGCACUGCUGCCAGUGCUGUUCAAUGAGUCUGGGUCACAGCACCUCUC